AAAAUACAGAACGAUUCCUUCCCAAAGGGCAACACUAAAACUCCCGGGAAAGAUGAUGGACCUUUCCUUGUUAUGAGUGCUUUUGUGCUUCUCGCCAUUCUCGGGAUCAUAGCUGAGAUUAUUCUCAAUCUCUCCGUUGUCACUUUGAUGGCUCCUGCUGCGAAGCAGGGGGUCUUUGUCAUGAACGAUUCGGUGGAUAUGAUCGGGAAGGAAAAGGCGAUGUGGGUGGACUGGUAUGCCAGGGGAGGUGCUGGGAACAAGGAGCAAAGUGAUGAAAGCAAGCGGUGAAGCGGUGGGAUAACUUUUCCUCGAUCUGAUCGAUGGCGGCUGAAAGUAUUAUUGAAAUCAAUCCUCUGAUUCUGCAAACCUUUUGCCCUUUGCAACUUCUGAAAGACUCAGAUUCUGAGCGGGAAGUAAUCAUUCUUUCUCUGCUCUGUACCCUCGGAACUUCACAAGCACCUACGUUUCGUCAACAACCCGCAAGACCUUCCUUUCGAAGAUCUCCACCUCAAUUUCUGUCCAGAAAGCGCCCUCUUUCAAGACAAGCCUUCUCGACCAUGAGCCUCAGGAAGGAGGUCUCGAAGGACGUUGUGCAGCAAGCAUCGACCAAGAGGAAAAUUUCCUGGCUCGUCAGAGCGAAAGCCGUUCUUGUUGUAGGUGGAAUAGGAUGCGGAGGAGGAGUGGCAGGAGGCAUCCUGGGAGGAUUCUCUGUCUGGGAAUACAAAGUUGCUCCGAAGGUACGUGAACUUAAGAAUAGGCACACUUGCGCGAAGCCCACGAACUCGACCCUUCUUCGCGAACCUGACGUCAAAUCAUCUCCUUCCAAACCGCACCACUGGUUCCACAUUGUUCCACGCCCAUACUUCGAACUUCUCUACCACAGCCUCCCGGAAGAGCGGUGAAGCGGGAGGGCUAUGCAGUGGGCGUAUGAGCAAUACGAGGAGGACCCGAACAGGUUCUACACGAACUCAAGGCGGAUAUCGAUGAGACGGCCAAGGAAUUGAUUCAAGAGAAGGAGCUGGGUAGGAACAUGAAGCGGCAAUUCAAAGAAUUCCAGAAGAACCCAAAAGAGUUUGACGAUGAUCAUUGGGAGGAG
Molecule: messenger RNA, 1096 nt
Organism: Hyaloscypha bicolor E
Lineage: Eukaryota; Fungi; Ascomycota; Leotiomycetes; Helotiales; Hyaloscyphaceae
Exons: 2
Coding region: 321-902 (193 amino acids)
Source: RefSeq, a predicted model, not a curated record